Brassica napus (rape) is the source of this 602-nucleotide messenger RNA. RefSeq lists its product as uncharacterized. The transcript has a single exon. NCBI's taxonomy places the organism in Eukaryota, Viridiplantae, Streptophyta, Magnoliopsida, Brassicales, Brassicaceae. Bases 184 to 477 code for a protein of 97 amino acids. The record is from RefSeq and is a predicted model, not a curated record.
AUUGAAUUGGUCAAACUUAGACAACUUGAGCAACCAGAAUUUGAAAGUAGACCAACCUCUCCAUCACACAAAGAUUGAAAACGAAGUCAAUUCACAUUUAAAUAUAAAGACAGAAGAGAAUUCAUUCACUCUCUCACACAAUUCAUAAAACAGAGCUUUUUCUGCAAAAAUCAUUAAUAAGUGAUGCAGGUUAUGAGAAGGAUCCCAUCAGGAGAAGGCGCAGAGAUGCGUGAAAUAUCAGAGACGACACGGGUGAGACGUAGGAGUCACGGUUCGGCUCUGAGAGUUCGACAGGCUUGCACGUGUUCGGGACGGCCUGGCUCGUCCAAGUGCGUGAGGCAUGGGUUUAUGGUGCCGAGUGACGGAAGCAGAGAGGUGUUGCGAAGAGCUUUGACGCCUCCGAUCCGGCGGAUGAAUCUCCGGUGGUUGAAUUUCCGACCAACACCUAGCAGACUCUGUAGAAUGUCUUCAGUUUGAUUUUAAAAUUUGGAUACUCUCAUAACUGAGAACUUUUCUUUUUGGUUUGAAUGUAAAUAAAAAGUUGAAAUUUUUGUUGUUCUAGUAAUGUUGGAAAUCCACUAAGAUUGAGAUCCAUUUACAGA